Messenger RNA from Acaulospora colombiana, 125 nucleotides. Lineage: Eukaryota; Fungi; Glomeromycota; Glomeromycetes; Diversisporales; Acaulosporaceae. The record is from the annotation of a GenBank genome assembly.
ACUGGGGCGGCCGAAAACGCUUUUAGCAGCCGUAAAAGCUGCCCGAAGGAAGAACCACCUGCUGUUUAUCUAACCCCCUCGGUGGUCGCCGCAGCGGAUAAGGCAGCCUUUCUUCUUGAACCCGA